Ictalurus furcatus (blue catfish) is the source of this 1667-nucleotide messenger RNA. Its product is annotated as agouti-related protein-like. Gene Ontology annotation, molecular function: type 1 melanocortin receptor binding; neuropeptide hormone activity. The coding region runs from base 634 to 996 and encodes 120 amino acids. The record is from RefSeq and is a predicted model, not a curated record. The transcript is spliced from 3 exons. NCBI's taxonomy places the organism in Eukaryota, Metazoa, Chordata, Actinopteri, Siluriformes, Ictaluridae. Gene Ontology annotation, cellular component: extracellular region. Gene Ontology annotation, biological process: hormone-mediated signaling pathway; positive regulation of feeding behavior; adult feeding behavior.
CAAUAAGUGCACUGGGGGAGAUGAGGAGCCUAUGAGGAACUCCACAUAGACAGUAACCAGGAUUGAACCAGAGACCCUGGAGCUGUAAGAAGACCUCCCAGGGGAUCAGCAGUUUCUGAAAUACCAGAACAUCUGGCACUAACAACCAUGCCACGAUUAAAGUAAUAGAGAUCACAUUUGUCCCCAUUCUGAUGUUUUAUGUGAAUGUUAACUGAAGCUCUUGACCUGUAUCUGCAUGAUUCUGUGUGUGUGUGUGUGUGUGUGUGUGUUGCAGAAACUGCAUAAAAGCCAUGUUAUUUUCCUCAAGCGCCCAAAUAGCAGAAUAUCCAUAUUCGUGAAAAGAUUGUUAAUUGUAGCCGAGUAAUUAAGGCAUACUUGCUUUUGAUGAAUGUUUUCUCUCUCAUGUGUGUCCAGUGAUCUCCUUGACUCCUGGCCAGAUGUUCCAUAUCACUUUGUUCAGCAGUGGGAAGACCAUGAAGCUCGUAUAAAUAGAGUAAAAGGCAAUGCGCAGGGGCAGGACAAGUCAGUGGCUCUCGCACACCAGCAAGGGCAACACCACGCUUGUCGUUUCGACUCGUAUUUAUUUCUGCGUCUGUGAUCAGUCCAGGAGGCUUCACUGCGCUGGGAACAGAGAUGAAACUCGUCGUGUUGUGCGUCGUGGUCGUCCAGGUUCAUGCAGUGCUGCUCAUGGUCGAGGAAGAGCGCCGAGUAUCACCAACCCACCAUAUCUUCCGUCAAACAGCAGAUCUCUGGAAUCCUGAAAAACAUCAAACGCUGUUUGCCCGAAGGGGACUCGCAGAAUAUGAAAGAUCACAAGCAAUGAAACCGCUUAAUGAUCCAGUGUUGAAAGCCCCUCGCUGUUCCAGACUGAAAGAGAACUGUGCUCCUGAUUCACACUCGCACUGCUGUGACCCUUGUGCUUCCUGCCACUGCCGCUUCUUCAAUGCCAUUUGCCGCUGCUGGAGACUGGGCCGUCCAUGUCAGAGAAAAACUUAAGAUAGACGCAGAUAAAUCAAUGUAUCGUGGUUUAUGGAUGGUUAAAUAAUCAUAAUAGUUCCUUAGAUUUACAGUUGCAAUCAAAAUUUUUCAACCCCCAUUGUAAAUCAGGUUUAUUGUCAAAAUGUACGGACUUUCAGCUGUUUGUGAUGAACAAAUCAAACAAAAGCAAUUGAAAUAGUUCAAGACAAUGAAUGCUUCAAGUGGUUUCCCCAAAUUCAUCUGAAAAUGCAACUUAUAAUGACUUCUCUAGACUUAAAAUUAUUCAACCCCUUCAUGGCAAACAUCUUCAGUACUUAGUAGAGCACGCUUUUACUGUUACGACCUGCUGCAAACGAGAUGCAGAGCUUCUGGCAGCGUUCCUGAGGAAUCUUGGCCCAUUCCUCAUGAGCAAUGGCCUCCAGUUCAGUAAUGUUCUUGGGUUUGUGUGCUGCAACGCCUUCUUCAAAUCCCACCAGAGAUUUUCUAGGGGGUUCAAGUCAGGUGACUGUGAUGCCCCUGUAGAAUCUUCCAGAACUUCUUCUGUAACCAAGCCUUGGUGGAAUUUGAGGUAUGCUUGGGAUCAUUGUCCUGGUGGAAUGUCCAAUGACGCCCAAGCUUCAGCUUCCUCACACACGGCAUGACGUUUUCUCUUAGGAUUUCCUGAUACUUCAAUGAAUCCAUCUCGCCUU